Molecule: messenger RNA, 1864 nt
Organism: Radiomyces spectabilis
Lineage: Eukaryota; Fungi; Mucoromycota; Mucoromycetes; Mucorales; Radiomycetaceae
Product: DHHC palmitoyltransferase-domain-containing protein
Exons: 4
Coding region: 461-1534 (357 amino acids)
Molecular function (GO): palmitoyltransferase activity
Source: RefSeq, a predicted model, not a curated record
GAAAACUUCUUUAUCUGUUGUCUAACUACGACAACAAAGUGAAUACCUUUUUCCAACGACCAUCCUGCUUAUUUUUACCUUUUUUAUAUUACUUUUUUCGAUCAACGGGCGUUUGACUAUUACACUUACAAGUAUCCGUAACAAUCGCCUUGUCAUCCACCGAAGCGUGUCCGAAUCUUGGUGUUGAUCAUCGUCUCCAUCCACAUUUGCAACCGUGCGAUUGAUAUGCCUGUGUGUUCUUGAUAUAAGACGUUCUCUGGAUUUUUUUCAUGUCAUCUUUCCGGAUUUUCUUAUAACAAUAUCCGAUUUUCCCUCGUUUACCCCAGUUCCUCAUCCCACCCCCUAUUUAUAUCGUUUAUUUAAGUCCUAUUUCAAUUGUGCCAUCCCUCCCGUUAAAAAUACCCCACACGGACACCUCGCUUUUUUUUCCCUGUGUUCUCUAUUUGUUAUUGUUUUUAUCAUGAGUUGGCAAGAGUGGCGUGGUCCACUCACGGUGACCGCUGUAACACUGAUGAUCAUAUUCAUGGCAUACACUUCACAAAUCUUCGUCUUGUGGAAUUACUUGGGUGGUCCGACGUUACACACCUUCCUCAUCCUCGCUCCGUUCAACGUUUUUAUCAUCAUGAUAUACAUCAACUACGCUUUAACCUGCCUUACCGAUCCGGGAUCCGUACCGUCGAAUUGGAUCCCAGACCAUCAUGUACUGGAAGUGAAACAGUCAACUCACAGACCACGCUUCUGCAAAACCUGCAACAACUAUAAACCGCCUCGAGCCCAUCAUUGUCGGAUAUGUCAACGGUGUGUACUCAAAAUGGACCAUCAUUGCCCGUGGGUGAACAACUGCAUUGGUUUCGCCAAUUACUGCCAUUUCUUGCGAUUACUGUUUUACGUCAACGUCACAUCGAUUUAUUUAUUCGUUCUCCUGGCGUGUCGAUUGGCACGUAUCGUGGGGGAGAUGCAUGAUUUUCAUGUUCGACCAUCUACGCAAGAGGCCGCAUUUUUAUCCAUCAACUUGGUGCUGUGCACUGUUGUCCUGGUAGCCGUUGGUAUAUUGGGUGGAUAUCAUGUUUAUUGCGUUGGCACCAACACCACCACCAUUGAAAGCUGGGAAAAAGGUCGAACUCUGACGCUAAAAAAUCAAGGAACCAUUCAAAAAGUAAAAUAUCCAUAUCAUCGAGGCAUCAUGAAUAAUGUUCGAACCGUGCUCGGUCCACACGUACUGUUCUGGUUUUGUCCGCGACGUAUGGUUGGAACGGGAUUGGACUUUCCGAUCAACGUGAAGCAUGUGAUAGAAGAAGAACAUCAAGAAUUGAACAGAUCAUCUCUCUACUCAACCUAUACUGCCCGGAGUGAGAUUGCCGAGAUGCAGUCGAUAACACAUCCACCUAGUGGCCAUACAAAGACUUUGGACGUCGUAGAAAAACUGCCACAUAUACCAACCACUCCAGGCUCCAUUCUUACUUUUGCUUCAGCGUCUACCCUUGUCGAUUCACACGCCAAAUUGCCAAUGACAAAAGAAGUGGCCGAGCCAUAGAAGCCAUCAAUUUCCAUCCUUUCCGAUUUCUCAUCCACCCUUUUCCCGCCAUCUCCUUUUAUUCCUUACCAUUGCUAUCCUCCUCCUGUUACUCAUUCACUUUUUCUUUUUCCAAUGUACAUGAUUUGAUCAUUAAAUAAUUUAUCUCUUUUAUUUUCCGCGCAUACAAAAGCUUCCCUACCUAUUGUUCUGUCUACGAUGGAUUGAUCGGGGCGGAAGGUCCGGAAAAACAUAAAUGUUUCCGAGCAUUCAACACCUACGCGCUCCCAAUUGUUUUUAUUUCUCGGAAUUAUACAGCGAAAAAGUAAAAUAAAAAAAUUGGUAUAUAAC